AUGAAGUAUACAACUCCAUCGAUUUCGCCGUCGAAGUUUUGCUGCUGCAUCGUUUCAACACAGCUGGCGAGAGCCGACUACCAGGCGAACAUGACUUCAAAUGGGACCUAG
Molecule: messenger RNA, 111 nt
Organism: Colletotrichum tamarilloi
Lineage: Eukaryota; Fungi; Ascomycota; Sordariomycetes; Glomerellales; Glomerellaceae
Exons: 1
Coding region: 1-111 (36 amino acids)
Source: RefSeq, a predicted model, not a curated record